Messenger RNA from Cryptosporidium ubiquitum, 1059 nucleotides. Its product is annotated as translation initiation factor. Lineage: Eukaryota; Apicomplexa; Conoidasida; Eucoccidiorida; Cryptosporidiidae. The transcript has a single exon. Gene Ontology annotation, molecular function: translation initiation factor activity; RNA binding. Gene Ontology annotation, cellular component: cytoplasm; eukaryotic translation initiation factor 3 complex. The coding region runs from base 1 to 1059 and encodes 352 amino acids. The record is from RefSeq and is a predicted model, not a curated record.
AUGAUGGACGCGGAUUUUGUGAAUGCAAGAAGAAGUGCUUGGGCUGAUGAAGAUAUAGAUGACUUUGAGCCAUCAUUUGAUGAACCAUUAAAAGGUUUUGAAUCCAAACCAGAUAAAGAUGGCAUUAAACAUGUGAUUAGCUACAUAAAAGACAAUAAGGGUUCUACAAUUAAGAUAACAAAAAAAAUCAAAGAAGUAAGAAAUAUUAUUAAAAUUAACAAGAAUGUUGUAAAUAGAAGAUUAAUUAUGGAAAGGAAUUUAGCAGAUAGAUUCAACUCUGAUACAGAUGUUCCAAAACUUGGAGAUGAAAUCUCUAUUGAUAUUCCAAAAAAUGCAGACUCUAUGAACCUUCAAGAUAAAGAUAAUGAUGAUGAUUACUAUUUCAUGGAUCUCCCUGCUUCCAAUAAUAAUAAACUCUCGUUGUUUAAGAAAUCUGGAAAUAACUGCCCCUUUAUUCUUGGUGAUGAACAGAUUGAAAAGAUUACAUAUGGUCAACAAAGUAACUCUAUUAAUGACUUGAGCUCACCAUCAACUGGAUUUGGAACCAAUACAUCUUCGAAUGGAUUGAAUCUUGGAUUUGGAUCCUCUUUAAUUAAUAAAGGUAGUAUAGGUGAUGUUAAAACAACAGUUGGAAGUGGAAUAAUAAGUUCAAAUAUAAGUUCUGGGGGAAAUAGUGGAAUUGGUGGUCCCAUAGUUGGGAACAUUACAAGUGGCAGUACUAACAGAUAUCAACCUCCAUUUCUUAGAACCACCUCUGGGAGUGCCUUUGAAAGGGGUUCUAACUUACAAUCAUCACAUAGAGACGACUGUACUGUCAGAGUUGCCAAUCUUUCUGAAGACGCAACUGAAGAAGAUCUUCAAGAACUCUUCAAAACUGCUGGAAGAGUUGUCAAAGUCUUCCUCGCUAAAAACAAAAACAACUCUAAAAACACCAAAGGUUUUGCAUUUAUCACGUAUUCAAAAAGAGAAGAAGCUCAAAAUGCAAUUAGAAAACUUAAUCGUCAUGGAUAUGAUAACUUACUACUUAAUGUUGAAUGGGCUAAAACUAAAGAUAAAUAA